AUGGCAGCGACGUCCAGCUUUGCAGGUUCCCUCCUUCACCUCCGCUGCAAUGGCAGCGUCAGGUGCCCGCGCGCCGGCGGCUCCUGGAGCACCGGCGGCGGCAGGUCUCUCAAGAUCCGCAGCUCUCCCCUUCUUCUUUUCCCUCUCUUCCCCGAACGGGGACGCCGGCGGCCCGCCACCGCCAUCCCCGCUGCGGACACCUACUACGACGACGACGGCGAGAACUCCGACGGCGGCGAUGGGGAAACAGAGCGGCGAAGGGCAGCGCCGGCCUCGACGGGGGAGGCGGCGCGGCGGCUAUACGUGGGCAACCUCCCUUACUCGAUGACGCCCUCCAACCUCUCCGAUGUCUUCUCCGAGGCCGGCACCGUCACUUCCGUCGAGGUGUCGCCCCUCAUCAUCGUCUUCCUCGCGCCGCCGCCUCCUUCCCCUUCCUCUUCAUAACCUGCAACUCGCCGCCGGAGCAGGUGGUGUACGACCGCGUCACAGACCGGAGCAGGGGCUUCGCCUUCGUCACCCUCGCCAGCGCCGACGAGGCCUGGGCCGCCAUCCGCAUGUUCGACGGAUCCGUGAGUCCUCCUUUUCCUCUUCUUCCUCCUCCUCCGGCGAUCGCCGGCGGCGGCGAUAUUUACACUGUUCUUCUCUGGGUUUGUGGCAGCAACUGGGGGGGAGGACGGUGAAGGUGAACUUCCCGGAGGUGCCGAGGGGCGGGGAGAGGGAGGUGAUGGGGCCCCGGCUCCGGGAAGCUCGCCGGGGAUUCGUCGACAGCCCCCACAAGCUCUACGCCGGCAACCUCAGCUGGGUCGUCUCCUCCGACGCGCUCAGGGCCGCCUUCGCCGGCUGCGCAGGUCUGCUCAGCGCGAAGGUCGUCUACGAGCGCGAUACCGCGCGUUCCAGGGGCUACGGCUUCGUCUCCUUCGCCUCCGCUGAGGACGCUCAGUCGGCCCUCUCCGCAAUGGACGGCGUGGUACGUACCAGCAACCUCUUCUUCUUCUUCCUCCUCCUCCUCCUCCUCCGUCGCUGUGCCGAUCGCUGCCUCUCAGUGGCGGUGGUUUUUAGAGCAGACGAGGUGUUCGACGGCUUGCCUCGCCGCUGUGCCGAUCGCUGCGGUGUGUUCUUAACUCCGUCUCCUCUGCCUUUGGGACCGUUGCGGCCCGGAUUCGCAGGAACUGGAAGGCCGGCCUCUGCGUCUGAAUGUCGCCAUGAACAACGGUAGCGCCAGAGCCGGCGGCGGCUCUUCUGGAGAGUUGGAGGCGGCGGGGACCCCCGACGGCGCCACCGUAGUUAGCCCCUGA
This is a messenger RNA of Spirodela intermedia, 1295 nucleotides long. Lineage: Eukaryota; Viridiplantae; Streptophyta; Magnoliopsida; Alismatales; Araceae. The record is from the annotation of a GenBank genome assembly.